GCACCUUCGAGUUGUAUUUCAUUCGUGGAGUAGUGUUCAUACGCCGGUGGCAGAAACCUUUUAAAUAUAAAUUAUUUUUAAUUAAAAUAGUUGUUAGUGGAAGAAGUUGAAUUUUAAUAACAAUGCCGCCAUCAAAGGAGCGUUUGGCUCGGAUUAAGCUGGCUAAACAGGAAUUCCUCAUUAAAAAAGGAAUAGUUCAAAGGAAAACACCAACGGAAAUUCGCUCGCGGCGGCAAUCUGUUCGUGCAAAAACCGCCAAUAGCACCAAACAGGUCGACGACGUGGGCCGCGAGGCCGACGAAAACGAUAACAGUGCGAUUCCACAGCUAUCUACGGACGGUCACACAGUGCCAAAGGGAAUUUGUUCGCGGCGGCAAUCCGUCCGCGGAAAAACCUGUGACGUCGGUCGCGAGGGCGACAAAAGUGCGCCAACUCUGUUAUCUACGGCCGGUCACACGGUGCCGAGCAUUCCAACGGAAAUUCGCUCGCGGCGGCAAUCCGUUCGAGGAACAACUGUCGACGUAGGCCGCGAGGACGACGAAAACGGCAAAAGCGCGAAAACUCUGCUAUCUACGGACGGUCACAUGGUGCCCAGCAUUCCAACGGGAAUUCGCUCGCGGCGGCAAUCUGUCCGUGCAAAGACUGCCAAUAGCACCAAACAGGUCGACGACGUAGGCCGCGAGGCCGACGAAAACGAUAGCAGUGCGACUCCACAGCCAUCCACGGACGGUCGCACAGUGCCAAACAAUCCAAAGGGAAUUUGUUCGCGGCGGAAAUCCGUCCGCGGAAAACCCUGUGACGACGGCCGCGAGGGCGACAAAAACGACAAAAGUGCGACAACUCUGUUAUCUACGGCCGGUCACACGGUGCCGAGCAUUCCAACGGAAAUUCGCUCGCGGCGGCAAUCCGUUCGAGGAACAACUGUCGACGUAGGCCGCGAGGACGACGAAAACGGCAAAAGCGCGAAAACUCUGGUAUCUACGGACGGUCACAUGGUGCCCAGCAUUCCAACGGGAAUUCGCUCGCGGCGGCAAUCUGUCCGUGCAAAGACCGCCAAUAGCACCAAACAGGUCGACGACGUAGGCCGCGAGGCCGAUGAAAACGAUAACAGUGCGACUCCACAGCCAUCCACGGACGGUCGCACAGUGCCAAACAAUCCAAAGGGAAUUUGUUCGCGGCGGAAAUCCGUCCGCGGAAAACCCUGUGACGACGGCCGCGAGGGCGACAAAAACGACAAAGUGCGACAACUCUGUUAUCUAUGGCCGGUCACACGGUGCCGAGCAUUCCAACGGAAAUUCGCUCGCGGCGGCAAUCCGUUCAAGGAACAACUGUCGACGUAGGCCGCGAGGACGACG
Messenger RNA from Armigeres subalbatus, 1355 nucleotides. RefSeq lists its product as uncharacterized. Lineage: Eukaryota; Metazoa; Arthropoda; Insecta; Diptera; Culicidae. The coding region runs from base 123 to 1340 and encodes 405 amino acids. The transcript has 2 exons. The record is from RefSeq and is a predicted model, not a curated record.